AUGGAACCGAUCCAGGCGUUGCCUGGCAACCCUCAUGCGACACCUCUCCUUGGAGAUACCCUCGCCAAUACUGAUUCGGAAAGCCAGUCAUUGCUUGCUUCUAUAGAUGACGACAACAGCUCUCUAUCACGCAAUUCGCAAUGGGGAGGACACGUCGACAUCGCCUCCCUCCACACAGUCCAAGGCCACCCAGAAGCCCGCGGCAUUGGCUUGGUCCGCCAGAAAUUCAUUCGACAGAUACUUGGCCUGAAUCCAUUCAGGACCUCGUACUUUUCUCUCUAUAAACCGUUGACAGAUUUCCAGUCUAGAUCAAUUCUGUUCAUUGGAUGCCUGCUCUCUGUGGCGUGCGGCGUACCUAUACCCCUCAUUGGCGUCAUCCUAGGAAAGAUCAUCAAUAAUUUCCCCCCACGCGAGGAUGAACUCAAGUUGCGACUGGUGCAGCUCAUGGGCAUGGCUGUAAUCUACUUCGUUGUGGCAUGGGGAUCGACAGUCUGCUGGGCUCUGGUAGGCGAACGGGUAUCAAGAAAAACACGAGAGCAACUCGUAGAAAGAAGCUUGGGGAUGGAUCUAACCUACUACGACACUGUAUCACCCGACAUCACGAACACUCUCACCGAAAAGACGCAGACUAUCCAGCUAGGAACCUCCGAGAAAGUCGGCGUGUUUUUGUCAUCCAUCAGCUACUUUAUCGCUGCGUUCACAGUGGGGUUCACUCUUAAUGCCAGACUCACUGCCGUAAUGUUUGUAACUGUCAUACCGGCAAUGACCAUCGUGGUUGUCUGCGGCACCCAUUUCGUGUCAAAAUUCUCGAAGCAGGCGAGCUCUUUCACCGAUAGGGCCACUUCAGUCGCCGAGAGCGCAUUCAGAGGCGUCCAGAUUGUUCAAGCCUUCGGAGUCACUGAGCGCUUGGCGGAAGAUCAUGUCAACUUCCUCCGCAAAGCCCUCCGAGCCGGCCUUCGCAAGAGCAUCAUCGGUGCUGCCAUGCUCGGAAGUGUGUAUUUCAUCGCAUACGCAGCUAAUGCACUGGCUUUCUGGUACGGGGACAAGCUUCGCAACGGUAGUGCCGAAGCGGGUACAAUUUAUGCCGUUGUUUUCCUGAUCCUGGAUGCAUCUUUCGUCGUAGGAGCGGUCGGCCCAUUCAUCCAGACUUUCGCUUUAGCAGCGGCGGCAGGCCAGGCUGUAUUCGAUGUCCUCGACUACCCAGUCACGGACAUCGAUGUGUACUCUACUAAAGGUAAAACUGUUGACAAAGCCGAUUUCUUAAAGACCAUCACUCUACGGGAUGUUUCAUUUGUGUAUCCUGCACGCCCUACCGAACGAGUCCUUCAAAAUGUUAAUCUCCAGAUCGCUCCCGGAAAGGUCACGGGAUUGGUCGGCCCUUCAGGUUCCGGAAAAUCGACAGUCGCUGCUCUCCUUCUUCGGCUAUACGAUCCUUCUGCAGGCUCUGUGUUGUUGGGAGAUGACGACCUCCGAGACAUUAACAUUAAGAGUCUUCGUUCGCAAAUCGCUCUGGUUACCCAAAGCCCUACGCUGUUCACCGGCACAAUCCUCGAUAACAUUAAACUCGGUUUGCCAGAAGACGAGGACAUUCCUGAAGAUGAAGUAAUUGCGAGGUGCCGUGCCGCCGCCGACGAAGCUUAUUGUGACUUCCUCGACCACCUACCCGACGGCUUGGACACGCAAAUUGGAUCUGGGCAUCAUUCGCAACUCUCGGGAGGGCAGAAACAACGUAUUGCGCUUGCCCGUGCACUGGUCGGUAACCCAGCUCUGCUCCUUUUGGAUGAGUACACAAGCGCAAUGGAUGCCACGAGCGAGGCUAUGGUGCUUGAGAAUCUGCGACGCAGUUCCGCCACAUCUGGCCGAACUACAGUCAUCAUUGCGCAUCGGCUUGCGACCGUCAAAGAUGCUGACCGUAUCGUGGUCAUGAAAGACGGUGGUGUAGUCGAAGAGGGCCGUCACGACAUUCUCACUAUCGCAAAUGGUCUCUACGCUGAGCUCAUCCACGCUCAAAAGUUCGACAAGAAACCCACCUUGUCAUCCGCCUCAUCUUUCAUCUCUGACUUGGGCCGCAGAAAGGAGGUCACACCGGCUCCGAAGGCGUCGCGGGACAAUAGCGUAUCUCGGAGUCCUUCAGCACCCGAUACAGAGAAAGAAAAGUCCGUUCUGCAGCUUAUCCAGAGGUCUUUCGCGUUGAGCCGGAAUGAGAUGCCGGCGAUAGCUAUUGGACUCAGCGCGUCGGUUUUGAGCGGCGCAAUGUCAAUUGGCGAGGCUUUUAUCUUCGGUAAUCUCGUGGAAUUGCUCAACAGCACAUCAGAUGUAUCAGCCCUUAUCUCCAGAUUCUGUCUUCUAUUCUUUGGACUGGCUGUUGUCUCUCUACUCGCUCGCGCCACCGGCGGCAGCGCCUUUGGCUUUGUUUCAGAGAACCUGGUGCUUCGAGUACGCGAUGUGUCUUUUCGCACGGUACUGAUGCAGGACAUUGCGUGGUUCUCCCAGCCUGGUCACUCCCAUCACGCGCUGAUGGCGAAGCUGAACAUGGACAGUGGUCACAUUAGUGGCUUGUCGGGUGUUAUACUUGGCACAUUCUUCUCCAUUGCAACAUCAGUCAUCGGCGGCAUGAUUUUAGCGCAUAUUGUUGCCUGGAGAAUCGCCAUCGUUCUGUUGGCAGCUGUGCCUGUCAUGUUACUUGCGGGAUACUUCCGUUUGCGCAUUCUUGCCAAAGCUCAAGAAAGACAUGAAACUGCUUAUAAUUCAGCUGCUGCCCUGGCAUCCGAGGCAUGCUCUGCAAUCCAGACAGUAGCCGCAUUAGGGCGAGAACGCGACUUCCUCAACAGAUACAGGGCCGCCAUUCAGAAACCAUACGAGGAGAGCCUGCGAUUUAACGUACUUGGCAGUAUGAUUCUGGCAUUCUCACUGUCGGUAACAUACUUUGUGUAUGCUCUAGCAUACUGGUGGGGCUCCAAACAGGUGCGCGCCGGCAAUUAUGGUCAGAGGGACUUCUUCAUUGUCCUUCCUGCGCUGCUAUUCUCAGCGCAGGCUGCCGGACAGCUUUUCAGUCUUGCGCCUGAAAUCACUAGAGCCAGGAGUGCUGCGCAGAGUGUCUUUGCACUGCAUGACGAAAAGCCCACAAUUAUCCAACCUGGAAAAGUUUCUGGGUCCUACCAGCGUGAAGCUUACUCAGUGCCUGCUAUUGCAAACGGAAGCAGCCACAACGUCCGGGGUGAAGUUGAAUUUCGUGGAGUUAGUCUACACUACGCAACGCGGCCUGAUGUGGCCGCUCUGAAUGAUGUAUCAUUCUCGAUCCGCCCGGGCGAGUACGUCGCAUUCGUGGGACGUUCUGGUGCAGGAAAAUCCAGUACUGUGCAUUUGAUCGAGCGGUUCUUCGAUCCUACAGCUGGCAGCGUCCACGUCGAUGGCGAAGACAUCCGAAACGGCGACGUACAGCUCCACAGAGCACGACUUGGAUUAGUCGAGCAGGAGCCUGAUCUAUUCCCGGGUUCUGUCAAGUUCAACAUUGGGCUAGGCAAAGUCGGACCUGAGCCUACUGAGGAAGCUAUCAUCGAAGUGGCGAAGAAAUGCGAGCUGCACGAAUUCAUCAUGAGCCUUCCGGAAGGAUACAAUACCGAGGUUGGUGCCCAUGGGUCGAAGUUGUCAGGUGGUCAAAGACAGCGCCUCGCCAUUGCUCGAGCAGUGAUCAGAGAUCCUGAAAUCCUUCUGCUGGACGAAGCGACCUCUCAAUUGGAUGCGAACACCGAGCGCGAAAUCCGUAAAGCUAUCGCAGCAGCUUCGAAGGGAAGGACCACUAUCAUGAUUGCCCAUCGUUUAGCAAGUGUUCAACACGCUGAUUGUAUUUUUGUCUUCGAAGCUGGAAAAAUCGUUGAACAGGGACGACAUGAUGAACUCGUCUCAUUGGGUGGCAUCUACGCGGGUAUGGUUGCUGCUCAGGAGUUGGAUUGA
This is a messenger RNA of Didymosphaeria variabile, 3954 nucleotides long. RefSeq lists its product as uncharacterized. Gene Ontology annotation, molecular function: ATP hydrolysis activity; ABC-type oligopeptide transporter activity; ATP binding. The coding region runs from base 1 to 3954 and encodes 1317 amino acids. Gene Ontology annotation, cellular component: membrane. The transcript is spliced from 5 exons. The record is from RefSeq and is a predicted model, not a curated record. Lineage: Eukaryota; Fungi; Ascomycota; Dothideomycetes; Pleosporales; Didymosphaeriaceae. Gene Ontology annotation, biological process: transmembrane transport.